AUGUCUUCGGUUUUUGAUGAAAUUUAUGUCGGUCAUGAUGAGCUUGUUUCAUAUUUGACUACAUAUACAUCUUUCUGGGGUUUUAUUUCCCGUUUCCGAGAAGUAAUUGUUACCUCGUCAUUGACUUCACCUACUUCUUGCUGGCAAGACCUCAAUAAUACUUGGGUUAGUCGUUUUUUAUAUGAGGCGAGGAAAAUAGAUGAAAGUAGGUUUAUUACAAUAGAGGAUAAGUUUGGUAACCAUUCCAAGCCCUCUGUUCAGGUCAGAUCAGAACGUUUACGAUGUGAAAACAGUUUACAAGAAUAUUGGGAAGGAGUAGAACAGGAAUGUAAAAUGAGGCGGGAUAUAACGAACCAUAAAGCUGAAAUAGAGCUGGUUCUUCGAAAUCUUUCUGAGCUUAAUGAGCAAUUACGGAUAAAGGAGGCUGAUUUGUCUGAGCUUACAAGCAAGUGGUACAAAUCUAAUAUCAGCCCGAACCAUAGUGAUAUGGGGGAUUUUGUUGAAGGUUUCAAAGAUGAUUUAGGCGAAAAUUCAAAUGGAAGGUCUGUGGAUGACGAUAAUAAUUCUUCAUCUAAUUUUGGCUCGAAUUUCGCCGAAGGUUUUGACGACGAUUUAGGUGGAAAUUCAGAUAGAGGAUCUGUGGAUGAGAAUACGUCUGAUACUCUUUCAGGAGUAGUAGGGACACAAAACUCUCAACAAAAAAUUAAUAGAAAAAGGAGAGACGUACCUCUUUUAAGUCGAGAAUUCAAUCUCCGUACACGAAGAAAUAUUAAUUAUAAUGUUGGACCUUUAUCAAAAAGACGUCACUCCAUCGCCAUCACCUUCUCCACAACUUCCAUCAUCACCACAAUUACCUUCUCCACAAUCACCUCCUCCACAAUCACCAAUAUCAUUAUUACUAUCAUCACCGCAAAUUUCUCUACCUCCUUCACCGAUACCUCCACAUAG
This is a messenger RNA of Acaulospora morrowiae, 948 nucleotides long. Lineage: Eukaryota; Fungi; Glomeromycota; Glomeromycetes; Diversisporales; Acaulosporaceae. The record is from the annotation of a GenBank genome assembly.